AUGGCCAUGAAUGAAGGAGAUGGCCAUAAAAGCUAUGCAAAGAACUCAACUUUCCAAGGAGGAGUGACGGAGGCUUCAAAAGAAAUAAUCGAAGAAGAAAUUAGGAAGAAACUUGACAUUGGAAAUAUCUCUUCAACUACUAUCCGCGUUGCAGAUUUCGGAUGUUCUUCCGGGCCUAAUACAGUAAAUGCAAUGCAAAUAAUAGUUGAAUCAAUAAAGAAAAAAAUUGAAACUAAAUUAUCCGUUUCACAUGAGAUGCCCGAGUUUCAGGUUUUCUUUAAUGAUCGGACCUCCAAUGAUUUCAAUACUUUGUUUGCUUUACUUCCGUCGGAAAGACAGUACUAUGCAGCCGGAGUUCCCGCUCAAUUUGCGAAGGAUUUGGACUCAUUCUUGAAAGCAAGGGCAGAAGAGUUGGUUGAUGGAGGGCUACUGGCUUUUAUCCAUGGUGUUGAGCCCAAUGCUAAUAAGGACACCUCUAAAAUUACAUUACCGUCUUUCGAACUUUUGGGAUCUUGUCUUGUGGACUUGGCUAAGAAGGGACUAUUUGAUAUAUCCAAAGUAGACUCGUUCAACUUGCCCAAGUAUUUUCCCUUUCAUGAUGAAUUGAAAGCUUUGGUAGAAAGAAAUCAAGAUUUUAGUCUCGAAAGGAUGGAAAUACUUAACAAUCCUCCGAAGCGUCUCACUAAUCCCGAUCCCAAAUCAUUUGCCAUGUUCAUGCGAGUAUUGAUUGAGGGACUUCUGCAAAAUCAUUUUGGAAGAGAAAUCAUGGAUGAAUUAUUCCAGAGAUACGAAGAAAAAGUUGAAGAGUCUGGACUUCUAUCGGAUCCUAAUGAAAAUUCUCUUAUGGCACUUGUCCUCCUCAAGUGCAAAAGGAUGACUCGAUCUUAUACAGACAAUGAAGUCAUCCUUUGA
Molecule: messenger RNA, 912 nt
Organism: Fraxinus pennsylvanica
Lineage: Eukaryota; Viridiplantae; Streptophyta; Magnoliopsida; Lamiales; Oleaceae
Source: the annotation of a GenBank genome assembly